This is a messenger RNA of Marmota flaviventris (yellow-bellied marmot), 3945 nucleotides long. It is a transcript of the gene Msn, whose product is annotated as moesin. Lineage: Eukaryota; Metazoa; Chordata; Mammalia; Rodentia; Sciuridae. Gene Ontology annotation, molecular function: actin binding. The record is from RefSeq and is a predicted model, not a curated record. Gene Ontology annotation, cellular component: cytoskeleton.
GUGGCUCUUUCCUGGGUGGGGUUUGUGAAGUCGUGGCCCGUUAGCAGGAAGCCGAGCAGUCUCCCCGACGCUAGAGAGGGACCCAAUCCGAGCCCCCGGCCCCCGGAGUCUGAGCCGUGGGUACUACGUGCUCAGCGCUGCCCGACAGUUUCUAGCCAAACUUCCUCAACUCCGCCGCCUUUGCCGCCACCAUGCCCAAGACGAUCAGUGUGCGUGUGACCACCAUGGAUGCAGAGCUGGAGUUUGCCAUCCAGCCCAACACCACUGGCAAGCAGCUGUUUGACCAGGUGGUGAAAACUAUUGGUCUGCGGGAAGUUUGGUUCUUUGGUCUGCAGUACCAGGACACUAAGGGUUUCUCCACUUGGCUGAAACUCAAUAAGAAGGUGACAGCACAGGAUGUCCGGAAGGAAAGCCCCCUGCUCUUCAAGUUCCGGGCCAAGUUCUACCCUGAGGAUGUAUCUGAGGAAUUGAUCCAGGACAUCACCCAGCGCCUGUUCUUCCUGCAAGUGAAGGAGGGCAUUCUCAAUGAUGACAUUUACUGCCCACCUGAAACUGCUGUGUUACUGGCCUCCUAUGCUGUCCAGUCCAAGUAUGGUGACUUCAAUAAGGAGGUUCACAAAUCUGGCUACCUGGCUGGAGACAAGUUGCUGCCCCAGAGAGUCCUGGAGCAGCACAAACUCAACAAGGACCAGUGGGAGGAGCGGAUCCAGGUGUGGCAUGAGGAACACCGAGGCAUGCUUAGAGAGGAUGCUGUCCUGGAAUAUCUGAAGAUUGCCCAAGAUCUGGAGAUGUACGGUGUGAACUACUUCAGCAUUAAGAACAAAAAAGGAUCAGAGCUGUGGCUGGGGGUAGAUGCUCUGGGUCUCAACAUCUAUGAACAGAAUGACAGACUGACUCCUAAGAUUGGCUUCCCCUGGAGUGAAAUCAGGAAUAUCUCUUUCAAUGAUAAGAAAUUUGUCAUCAAGCCUAUUGACAAAAAAGCCCCAGACUUUGUCUUCUAUGCUCCCCGGCUGCGGAUUAACAAGCGAAUCUUGGCCCUGUGCAUGGGGAACCAUGAGUUAUACAUGCGCCGCCGUAAGCCUGACACCAUUGAAGUGCAGCAGAUGAAGGCACAGGCCCGGGAGGAGAAGCACCAGAAGCAGAUGGAACGUGCUCUGCUGGAAAAUGAGAAGAAGAAGCGUGAAAUGGCAGAAAAGGAGAAGGAGAAGAUUGAACGGGAGAAGGAAGAACUGAUGGAGAAGCUGAAGCAGAUCGAGGAACAGACUAAGAAGGCUCAGCAAGAACUGGAAGAACAAACCCGCAGGGCUCUGGAACUUGAGCAAGAACGGAAGCGUGCUCAGAGCGAGGCUGAAAAGCUGGCCAAGGAACGUCAAGAAGCUGAAGAGGCCAAGGAGGCCCUGCUGCAGGCUUCCCGAGACCAGAAGAAGACCCAGGAACAACUGGCUUCAGAAAUGGCAGAGCUGACAGCUCGGAUCUCUCAGCUGGAGAUGGCCCGACAGAAGAAGGAGAGUGAGGCUGUGGAGUGGCAGCAAAAGGCCCAGAUGGUACAGGAAGACUUGGAGAAGACCCGUGCUGAACUGAAGACUGCCAUGAGUACACCUCAUGUGGCAGAGCCUGCGGAGAAUGAGCAAGAUGAACAGGAUGAGAAUGGGGCAGAGGCCAGUGCUGAUCUGAGGGCGGAUGCUAUGGCCAAGGACCGCAGUGAAGAGGAACGUACCACUGAGGCAGAGAAGAACGAGCGUGUGCAGAAACACCUGAAGGCCCUUACUUCAGAGCUGGCCAAUGCCCGUGAUGAAUCCAAGAAGACUGCCAAUGACAUGAUCCAUGCUGAGAACAUGCGACUGGGCCGAGACAAAUACAAAACCCUGCGCCAGAUCCGGCAGGGCAACACCAAGCAGCGCAUCGAUGAGUUUGAGUCCAUGUAAAGGGCACCCAGCCUCUAGGGACCCCUCCUCCCUUCUUCCUUUCCCUGACACUCCUUAUACUUUUGCCUAACUCACACUGUGCUGGAGCCACUAACUAGAGCAGCCCUGGAGUCAUGCCAAGCAUACAGUGCAGCCAUGGGACCAAACCUAGCACCUCAGUUCCCACUCAUUUCCCUGGGCAGUCAAAUAGCCCAAUGUGGUGCCAAUGGGACCCUGUUUCCCCUCUCUGUUCCAUUUAAUCUAGCUUGCUAGAACCAACCACUUCCCCAGUUCAGAGGCACUUUCACUUCAGUUGGCAACUGCCCACCCCCCACUUACUAUUGUCCUUUGGAAGUCAAAUGUGGAGUGUGGUGAAAGCUAGCUCCUCUCCCCUACCCCACCACUGACUUCCUCUUCCAUAUGAUUUACAGGGUUAGGGUAUUACAGGGUAUAGGGAAGCAGACAGGUCCCUGGUUAUCUGUUCUAGUGUGCCAACUUACAUAGGAUUUGGCCUCCCAAUGCCCAUCCUUUUUAGAGUUAUUUAGGCUUGGUAAUGAUUGGAGGAUAAAGAGAUGUUCAGUCAUUCUUGUUUCUACCUCCCAGAUUGGGCCUGUUACAAACUCAGUCCCAAUAAGCCUUGUCCCUGAGUUCAGGGACUCAGUUUCUCCCCAGGGUGGGAUGAGGGAGAUUGUGCCUUCAAAAGGCUUCACUAUCAUUCUGGAAGGCCAUUGGCACUUUUAGUCAGCCAAUGCUGGGUAAAAGAUCCUGCCCCGAUGCCUUAUAUGAGCCUAGGCUUGUCUCAAUUGAGCUCUAUGGGCAGAAGUACCCCUUGUAGUUCCAGGUUCCUGGUUCCUUCUCUGUAUCUACCCAUGCCCCCUCCAAUCCACAAAUUCCCCACAGUUAGAAUAAUAGGGAUAAGUACCCAAAAGCUCAGCCACCCCCAACCACUGCUCUUGCCAAAAGGGAGGAAUGUUCACACCUGCCUUCAGGAUUUUCUUAGCCAGGAGCUCUAGGCCACUUCCCCUAUCAGAGUUACAUGGGCCACAGCUCCUGCCUCACAGCAGUGUGGGCCUUGAUAUGGUGAGCCCUAGAUCUUGGCACCAGUAGGCUCAAUUGGGAAGUGGAUAGCAGAAGCUGCAUCUGGUGAGAGAAGCCCAUGCCUCUGGUCCUUCAGUUUACUCAAUCCUCUCAGGUGCCCAGUAGCCCCUUCCCAUCAUCCCCAUCUAAGGUGGUGACUGGGCCCUACCUCUGACAAACCUUUAACCAGGUCUUGUCACCAGCUGUGGUGUCCCUUGGAGCUACAUAUCAGAGAGCUGCUGGGGAUUCUAACCUGGUCCCUUCAACACCCCGACCCCUUGCUCUCAACCCAGAAGUGGCCUCCUCCUCUCUGUCUUGUGUGCUCUUUUUCUUUCUACCAGUAUUAUAUAUUCUAGUGAUAUCUAACUCAAUAUUGAUUUCUGCCUUUAUUGCUAAUGCACCAUUAGAAGAUAUUAGUCUUGGGGCAGGAUCAUUUUGGCCUCAUUCCUUUACCUGGGAAGCAUAUACUAUAUUAUAAAAGGAUACUUUGCCAGAAACAGUAAUGUAAGAAACUUUCAGUAUUAGUGAUAUUACCUGUCACUAUAGGUCAUACAAUCCAUUUUUAAAGCACUUGGUAUUUGGUUUUAUUGUUCCUGUUUGCCUUCUCCCUAGGGUUCAGUCCCCCCUGGGGCUAUCCUUUCCCUCCAUGCAGUGCCCCUAACUGAGAGCCUUCCUCAAUCCCUGCCCCCCACCUGACCCUGGGGAGUCUUGUGUGCAUUGCUGUGAAUUAUAUUGAUACUCACUUGGUGAUAUGCCCUGUUUUGGCUAAAUUCAAAUCUGGAAUUGUGGGGCAAUCUAGCUGCCUUAAGGGCAGUAACCCACCCCCAGGGAGGCUGGGGAGAAAGGUUAGAUUUUAUAUUCAGGUUUUUUUGUGUAUUUUUGGGUUUUUUAAAAAUUGUUUUUGGCAGGGUUUAUGCUCAACCCAUGUUCUAUUUCAGUGCCAAUAAAAUUUAGGAAGACUUCA